This is a messenger RNA of Papilio xuthus (Asian swallowtail), 6563 nucleotides long. It is a transcript of the gene fus, whose product is annotated as epithelial splicing regulatory protein fusilli. Gene Ontology annotation, molecular function: RNA binding. The transcript has 14 exons. The record is from RefSeq and is a predicted model, not a curated record. Bases 555 to 2759 code for a protein of 734 amino acids. NCBI's taxonomy places the organism in Eukaryota, Metazoa, Arthropoda, Insecta, Lepidoptera, Papilionidae.
GCGCGGCAUUCAGUCGAUUCAAUCCCAUCGUACCGAAACGACACGCAUGUCUUUUCGUGUCUUUAAAUUUUUAUAUAUUUAAUUCAACAUAUUAUAAACAUUAUAGUUAUAAACAUCAGUACAGAUUCGUAGUAACAGUGUUAAGAAAAUGAAAACUUUUAAAAGUUUUUCUUGGAUGUGAAAAUAUUCGUUCGGUACAUUGACACCUAUCAAGAGUUAACUUUCGGCAAUGAAUUUAGUCGUGUACCUGUUGUGAUACGUUUUAAUUCCUUAAGAUUUUCACUUGCAGUCGGAAACGGCUUACGUAGACGAAGUAGCGGUAAAUUGUCGGUUUGCGCCGCACGCGACUUAUUGCGUCGGUUAAGUUAAAACGUCGGAUUUUCAAGUGAUUUUUGUCGAAACAGGGAACAUAGAACGCUUAGAGUCGACUGUACCGUUAGCGUGUAUUAGUAUGCAUAGGUGAAGUCUCUGCGACUGAUUUUGUGCGUACUGGAUGGACUGGUGAAGGGGGAAGGUGGGUUGUGUUACUCUGUGCCGUCUUAGUGUAUGGCGCGAUGAUCAGCGGGGGCUGGGUGUGCGCCCUGCACGUGCGGACGGCGGGCCUUGCUGGCGCUGCUCUCGGUUCAGAUGAAGAGGAAAUUGUCUAUUUAGCUUACAUCGUUAUUGAUGUUCACACUAACCAGGUGAUAGGACAACGUGAAUAUGCAGUGCGACCGACGAGACGACCUUCGGCGGAGCUGCAAACGGGACAGCCCUUAGAAAUAGUUGUACAACAGUUCGAUGAAUUCAUUCGUUCUUUACAAGUUGACCCGCACUCACCUCUGUUCAGGCUAGUAACGGACGGACAGCCGCCUCUCAGACAAUGCCUGCACCCAGAAGCAUGCAGUAAAGAGAUCAAUCUGCCGACAUACUACGCGCGCUUCCAUGACUUACGCAAGGAGUACGUCCGGGCGUACACGCUGCGAGCGGUGGCGCCACGAGCGCAAGCGCCCCCGCCCCCGCCACCACCCGACCACCCGUCGACACUCCAUGAUAUGCUCGAAUAUUUAGGUAUAACUCCGUACACCGGAGAAAAUUUCUACGCCGGUGAAGCAAUGGACAUGGCCAGCGUGAUACAAAGGAUAAUCUCUGAUGGUUUUCGAUUGGAACUCCCUGAAACAAUCGACUUAAUUUUAGAAACUGGAAUUUGCUCAAAAGACGAUGAAAUAGACGGUAACUGCAUAGUGCGCGCACGUGGUCUACCCUGGCAGUCGUCAGACCAAGACAUCGCUAAAUUCUUCAGAGGGCUAAAUGUUGCCAAGGGUGGCGUAGCGCUGUGCCUAUCACCACAAGGUAGACGCAACGGUGAAGCGCUGGUGCGAUUCGUGUCGCAGGAGCACAGGGACAUGGCGCUCAAACGUCAUAAACACCACAUCGGCCCGCGGUACAUUGAGGUGUACCGUGCAAGUGGGGAGGACUUUUUGUCUGUGGCGGGGGGCGCCACGUGCGAAGCGGCCGCAUUCCUAUCACGCGGCGCUCAGGUCAUAGUGCGCAUGCGCGGACUGCCAUACGACGCUACGCCGCAACAAGUUCUGGAUUUCUUCUCAACGGGCGACGAUCCUGUCCAAGUGCUAGAUGGUUUGGAAGGCGUGCUGUUCGUGCGGCGGCCGGACGGCAGAGCCACCGGAGAUGCGUUCGUGCUGUUUCCUAAAGAGGAUGACGCGCCUAAAGCACUCUCCAGACAUCGCAAACUUAUUGGUGCGAGGUACAUCGAACUGUUCAGAUCGACCACCGCUGAAGUGCAACAGGUAUUGAACCGUUCCCUGGAGACGCGCACGAGCACCGCCAGCACUCCGUCUACCGCCAGCGCGCCGGCUGAAGGUCUCCUGCCUGUGACGCUGGUGCCGCAGCACGUCAUCACCUCGGGCACCGCUAAAGACUGCGUCAGGCUGAGAGGUCUACCCUAUGAAGCUCAGGUGGAACACAUUUUGACAUUUUUGGACGAAUUCGCCAAGAACAUCGUUGUACAGGGCGUCCAUAUGGUUUACAAUGCACAAGGUCACCCUAGCGGCGAGGCAUUCAUACAGAUGGACAGCGAGACCAGCGCCUACCUCUGCGCCCAGCACAAGCAUCACCGCUACAUGACCUUCGGCAAGAAGCAGCGGUACAUAGAGGGUUGUCUCAUCCAGGUGUUCCAGUGCUCCGGCGACGACAUGAACCUCGUGCUGACUGGCGGCGUGACUCCUUCCACCUCGCCCAAGGUGCUGUCGCCCGGUACGUUGCUGCCCCCUCCCGCGCCCGCGCCGCGUCUGCUCGCCCACCACAUCGCUCACCAGACCCUCCUCGCGCGCCAGCACGAGAACCUCCUGCUCGCCUCGCUGCGGCCCCCCCUCCUUCCCAUCCUGCCCUACAGGCAAACCGCCCCUACAUACCAGCUCCCCCUUCUCCCCACGCAGCAACAGAUUCUUCCCACAAAACGGUCGUAUGAGCGCGCGUUCACGCAAGCCGAAGCUCCCCCCGCGAAGCGCCCGUACUCCGCGCCGCAAAUCGCUCCCCUCUCUUUACCCGUAUUCUCUUACGGUGGUUCGACACCUAUAUUUUCGUACGCGAACACAAGUCCCAUGUUAUCAUACGCGAACGCCCUCCCCACUGCAAUACCAACUGCACUCCCCGCGGGCUACAGUACUCCUCUCUCGGCCGCUCUUCCCCCCACUAUGACGUCACCGUUCCCCGCCACGUUGUCAAUGUUCCCCACUUACCCCUACUAUCCUGGAGUUUAGUUUAAUCACUUAUUCAUAUAUACGCAUGCAACGCGUCGUGGUAUUUCUUAAAAUCUCGUUCGACGUUUCUAUUGAAGUCACAUAGCAGUGAGCUAUUUUUAUGUGAUUAUUCCAAACGUUAAAUAUCAUCUCUUAUUAACUUUACAGUUAAAUAUAAUUAACAAUUUAUAUUUAGUACUAACGAGCCUAUUGUGCCUUAUCAAAUUAUUCAACGUUACAAAACUAAUCGCGUUGGCAGUAGUUCUUAAAAUAUUGUGCCUUUUUGGCGCCACGGUGUUUAAAAAAAGUUAAUAAUUUUCUUAAUUCUAAAUAUUAAAGUUACGAUUAACUUCGUUUUAACAGGGUAAUAAAAAUGACAAUGAGCUCAAAAAUCAAUUUUAAAUCCUCUUCGAAGGUUUUUGAUAUUAAUGUUUACAACAAAAAUGAAUUUACUAAUAUAAAUAUGAAAUCGGCAGUUAAAUAUUGCAGCUAGUAGUUAAUAGGAUAAGUCUUAGAAAUAUUGUUGAUUUUGCAUUGACUUUUGUUAAAACGUAACCAUAUUUUUAAAGUUGAAUUUGUGUGAUUCAAAGGUUGUUAAUGUUUUGACGAGUAUUGUGUUAUUGUGUAAGUGUUCAGUUGUGAUUUUUAAAUACAUUCCAAUUGAAUAAGACAAAUAUUUUGCCGUACGUUUCAAGGCAACAAAGUCUGACGAAAUUUUUUGGCGUUAUGUCAUUUAUGACGCGCUUUCGGUACUUAAAUCAAUUUUUGAGUACAAUGCACUUUUUGCGUUAACUAUUAUACACUUUUUUGUUUUUUUUAGAUAGGUUUUUUAUAAUAGUCUGUUGUAAUUAUUAUGAAAUAUUUAAUAAGUUUUUGCCACGUGUACGUUUUGCCGCUAUUUGCAGCUGUUAUUUUAGUUUUUUUUUAUAUAACACGUUUGAUGAAAUCAAAUAUUUGCGGAAAAAAUCAUAACCUUUCCGAAGUCUUCCAUAUCCUUCUCCAUAUCCGAUAUCAAUAUGAAAUGUGUCGUUUAUCACUUCUAACAAUCUUUGCAACCAUCUAUUCCAUUGUCUGCGUUACCUCACACCAUAUAUUGUAGUCAUGCCGGUUAAUUAACUCACUAUGUUUUAACGCUUUUUUAAAUUAUCUGUGGUGAUUUAUUCAUAAAUUUUUCAUGGCUUUUACUGCAUUUUUUUUUUCAAAAUUAUAAUUUAUUAAAGCGUUAAAAAUAUGUGAUCUGUAUUUAUGGCUGUUUAUAGAUAAACAAAAGGUUAAUGUCAUCGUGUAUGGUGUUGCCAUUCGAUAUUCACAAGUAUAGGUAUUGGGGGCUUUAGUCACAAUUACAUGGUGUAAUGGCUAAUCUUUUGUUCUGUCAUUUCUUUAAUAAUAUUUAACUUAUCGAAAUUGUAACUAUGACAAUAAUCUGACGGCAAAUGUCAAAGUUACAAUCACCUCUAGUCUAGCUGUCAAUGCAAUAUUGUGUUUUAUUAAUAAACAAUAAAGUUUAAUACGGUUUAUCCGAACGGGUUGUGUUUAUGGAAAAUGUGCAUGAAUGUGGUAACACCGGCCGGUUUGGUAAGUGUUGCAAUUUUUUAAUUUUAAAUUAGAGAAACUAGUUAAAGGUGGGUAUAGCAUGGCGCUUACAUAUAUCGGAGAAUGCAUGGUUUCAGUUCGGUUCAGAGUGCAAGUUUUCCUAAGCACAGCGCGAGCGGAUAGCCGCGGCAUAGCUAUUACUAUUAUGUGUUAUACGAACUGUAAACGGUGAAAAGCUUUAUACUUUUGGUACUCUGGUUUUGUUAGGCAUAAUGUUAAAAUUCUUCUGACUACAACCUAACUUUUAGCCAUAACAAAAUAGUGUCGACAAGUUCAGACUCGCCUGGCGAGUCGUGACAUGGGUAGUGUUGAAGUGUUUGUAAAUUUUUACAAGGUUAAUUAAUAGAUUUUUAAGUCAGACUGAGAUUCUUUAAUGAAAGUAUGUCAUUAUAAUUAGUAAAAGGGUUUAAAUGUAUUAAUUCUUUAAGAAUGCAUGUAUGAAAUUUGGAGACUGCAAAGGUUUUGUGCUGUAACUAAUUUAAAAUUGUAAAAUUAUCAUUGACGAAUAAUUUUGUCAAUUUAUAAUCUCACUAUUCAAUAAACUAACACAAAAAAGUGUGUUUGAGAUGAGUGAAAGUUAACACCAGUUCACUACUCACUUGGCGAGUUCAAUUUUGAGAAAAUCGUUUCAUUGAGUGUGUUAAAAUCUUAAUUUUUUUACUAUAGUUGGCUGGCAGAAGAAUUUUUCAUUUGCCCCUACCAACCGUAUAUUUAAAAACUAAAAAAAAAAGUAAAACGACCCCUAUUGCUUGAAGAUAAUUGUCUUUUACCCGGCUUCAGGAUUCCGUCGAUAUAAAAUGCCCUCCAGUCAUUAACACAUUUUUCUUUUUUUCACAGCUUCUUCUUUUUCUGCUGUUUAAGCCUUCUUUUUUGCUUAAUUCUUAUUUUUUUUUAAUAAUCACUGUCUAAAGGGAUGUCUUAAUUUUUAGCGCAUGCUUGUCUAUGGUUAUAAAAAUAAAAGAGGUUAUGCACUGAAAUUAAAAUGUCUCAAAUGUGUAGUGACUGGGGGUGGUGGUGUGAGGAUAUCGCGUAGUUAUAUUUAAAAAUAUUAUCUAUGGUUAAUUGCUAAAAAUUAUAACCAAUAAUGUCUAAUUUUUUAUAUUAAUGAAUUCAAAACAUAUGCGAUUAUCUCGCUACAUAAUUUUUGUUGCUUUUAUUGGUUAUAUUUUUGGCAAUUCCCAAGCACAAAAUUAUAAAAUUCGAACAUUUCGAACAUUUGUGAGGUAAAUUAAUAACUCUUAUAAACAAAUUAAAACAGAAUUUUAGAAUAUCAGGUAGACUUAUUUGGUAUCUGUAACUGGUUCUUUAUGAGUUUUUUUAUUAUUAUAGUUAUUUUAGUUGGCUAAUUAUAGUUUAGAAUAUUGCGUAAAUAAAAAUUGAUAAGUUACGUGUUAGAACAUGAUUAUUGCGAGUUUCUUUGGUUUGUGGUUGGUUGUGCUAUUCUUUUAUUUUAAUUGACGUAAUAAAAAGCUGAUUUGUUUAUGGUAUACUUGUGAAGGAGGGCUAAUACGUAUUGCUUGUCUAUGGUAUAGUAUCGUCUGUCAAUGUUUUACUAACAUAACACUUAUCACUUACACAUUUAGCACUAUACCUGAUUUUUCACUUUAUGAAAAUCAUUUUGUAAAUACGAGAAACUUAUAUGUCGCUGCUGAUAUUCUUAAUUCUUUUAGAAUUCUUUAAAGUUGUCAAUCGUCAAGUUUUUUUUUACAGUAUAAGGUGGCAAACGAGCAAGCGGCCAUUUAAUUUUGCUUGAAAAACGUAACUGCCGAACAUCGAAACAUAUUAUAAAUUACAAUGUUUUACUGUAGAGAUGCAUGGAUAAGCAGUCUAUAGCGACUAAUCAUGUAGUCUUCUGAAGUCCGUCCGUGUAUGUUUAUAAAACUUUCCUUCACAAGGCAAUUAUAACAUAGACAAAAUAAUAGCACAAUCAUGUCUCCUUUCCCGCCUCCUAACCUGGCUUCAACUAAUGUAUACUACGUGUAGCACAUACUAUCACGUCAAAGACAUGAUAACGAAGCAGAGGGUGUAUAAGUAUGGGGUAAAAAGAAAUAUAUUGGUAAGGUAACUUCACAAAGCACUGUUAUAGCUUCAUUUGGAUCCAUUAUAAUAACGCGGGAAAGGACAGAGCCAAGUCGAAUACAAUGGAAAUGAGAAAUGUAAUUUUUUGUCUAUGGACAUAUUUUGGAAUUGAUGAUGCGAACAUGUUUUUAAUAAAUCUUUGAUUACAGCGUU